Messenger RNA from Rhincodon typus (whale shark), 4469 nucleotides. RefSeq names its product mediator of RNA polymerase II transcription subunit 23-like. The transcript is spliced from 10 exons. The record is from RefSeq and is a predicted model, not a curated record. Gene Ontology annotation, biological process: positive regulation of gene expression; regulation of transcription by RNA polymerase II. The coding region runs from base 1 to 1635 and encodes 544 amino acids. Gene Ontology annotation, cellular component: mediator complex; transcription regulator complex. NCBI's taxonomy places the organism in Eukaryota, Metazoa, Chordata, Chondrichthyes, Orectolobiformes, Rhincodontidae.
AUGAAAGCAGUGAAGUCCAGGAAGAGAAUUGGGGAGUUAGAGGUGGACCACAUGAAGGCCUUUUUCAAACAGAAUAAUGUGCCUCAGGAAAGUCGAUUUAAUUUAAAGAAGAAUGUGGAAGAAGAAUACAGAAAAUGGAAAUCAAUGACCAAUGAGAAUGAUAUUAUCACGCACUUCUCCAUGCAGGGAUCUCCACCGCUCUUCCUCUGUCUGCUAUGGAAAAUGUUAUUAGAGACUGACCACAUUAAUCAGAUUGGCUACAGAGUGUUGGAGAGAAUAGGAGCUAGAGCUUUGGUAGCUCAUGUUCGAACAUUUGCUGACUUCCUAGUCUAUGAGUUCUCAACUUCUGCUGGAGGACAACAGUUGAAUAAAUGCAUAGAGAUCCUCAAUGACAUGGUGUGGAAAUAUAAUAUAGUCACUUUGGACAGAUUGAUAUUAUGCCUGGCUUUGCGAAGUCAUGAAGGAAAUGAGGCCCAAGUCUGUUACUUCAUUAUUCAGCUCUUGCUGUUAAAGCCGAAUGAUUUUAGGAACCGAGUGAGUGAUUUUGUGAAGGAAAAUUCCCCAGAGCAUUGGCUACAAAACGACUGGCAUACAAAACACAUGAACUAUCACAAGAAAUAUCCUGAAAAGCUGUAUUUUGAAGGCCUGGCUGAACAGGUUAAUCCCCCUGUGCAGAUUCAGCCUCAAUAUCUCCCUAUUUAUUUCGGAAAUGUCUGCCUUCGGUUUUUGCCAGUGUUCGAUAUUGUAAUCCACAGAUUUUUAGAAUUACUCCCAGUUUCAAAAUCUUUGGAAACACUUCUUGAUCACCUAGGAGGCCUGUAUAAGUUUCAUGACCGGCCUGUGACCUACCUAUACAAUACACUUCAUUACUAUGAGAGACAUCUGCGAGAUCGCACAAAUCUCAAACGCAAGCUUGUUCAUGCAGUCAUUGGCUCUUUAAAAGAUAACCGACCACAAGGCUGGUGUUUAAGUGAAACUUAUCUGAAAUCUGCCAUGAAUGCACGAGAAGACAAUCCGUGGGUUCCUGAUGACACGUACUACUGCAAGUUAAUUGGUCGAUUAGUGGAGACUAUGGCAGGUAAAUCACCUGGUCCAUUUCCAAACUGCGACUGGAGAUUCAAUGAAUUUCCCAACCCAGCAGCACAUGCCCUUCACGUAACCUGUGUGGAACUUAUGGCAUUAUCUGUUCCAGGGAAAGAAGUUGGAAAUGCACUUCUUAAUGUUGUGCUGAAGAGUCAGCCUUUGGUACCAAGAGAAAACAUUACUGCCUGGAUGAAUGCAAUUGGACUUGUAAUAACUGCAUUGCCUGAACCCUACUGGAUAGUGCUGAAUGAUCGCAUUGUGAAUGUCAUCAACAGUGCAACAUUGACCUCAGAUACGGAAUGGGUUGGAUAUCCAUUUCAGCUAUUUGAUUUCACAGCUUGCCACCAGUCUUAUUGUGAGAUGUACUGUAGCUAUGUUCUGGCCUUGGCACAUGCCGUGUGGCACCAUUCAAGUAUUGGCCAACUUUCCCUCAUCCCCAAAUCUGGACCCUCAGAAUUUAGAAUUUUACAACUGCAUUGCUGUAUCAGUCUGACACUAAGCUUUCAUGACAUAACGCCCAGGAGCACCUCUCUAAAAGUUGGCAUUUUGUAAAAAAUAUGAAGUCAAAGGAAAGUAAGAAAUGUAUACUCUGUAUACAGAGUAACUCUCAGCAUUGUUUGAUUUAUCAGUCUCUUGAGUUCAAAUUGUUGGGUAAGAAUAUUUCUAUGAAUUCAGCUGAAGAAGGCUGUGUCUUACAAUUCACUUCAUGGGUUGAAGUUAUUUUUGCAAAUCCAGCUAUAGAGAAUGACACCAGUUUUGUAAAUUCAUAAUUCUGUGUGCCACAUGUUGAUUAUAGUUGUUUAACAAGGAUACUAACUAAUGAUGCAGCAAAAAUAAUGGAUAAAAGAUGAAAUAUGAAACAGAAUGGUUCCCUAAAUCAUUUCUGAAUGCAUUACUGUCUUGUGACUUGACUCAGAGGGGUGCUGUAACACAGAAUGUGUCUCAUUAGUUCAUUAACAAUGUCUACCAAAUCAACGUACUGAUUCAGUAAUCUUGACGUACAAUGUUUGGAUAUCUGCAGAUAUAAGUUGUGGUACUUGGCACUGUACCAAUUAAUGUGAAUGCUUUUGGUGCAGUAAAGUCUUAAUUUUAUGUACUACUUUCAUGAGUGCAUUGCUUUGAUGGCCAAUCUGUAUUGUUUUAUUUCUUUUCUUAUAAUAUGCUAAAUAUGAUUUAAUUACAGCAUUGAAAAUAUCUGUGGGUCCCUAACUCAUUGUGGACGGUUGAGUUCUUUCAGUUUUGUUCUACUGUGCUGUUAUAUCUUUACAGUUGGUCCCCAACUUACAAACGUCUGACUUACAAAUAGUCGUACUUAAGAAUGAGAUCCCAUAUUAAGAUUGAUUUUUAGGAUCCAACAUGCAAACACUCAAUCGUACUUACAAACUUAUAUUUUGUGCUGCAUUGUGUUCCGACUUGCAUACAAAUCGACUCACGAAUGUACUCAGGAAUGGAACGCAUCCUAAACCAGGGACUACCUGUGUAUCAGCCUAUCAGACUGAUACCUCUUAAAGCAAUGUUACCAAAAAUUGAUUAGAAACAUAGUAAUAGUCAAAACAAAAUAAUUUAUUGAAGGUUUUCUGUGCAUGAUCCACAUGCAAUAAUUAUACAUGGAGACCUAGUGAUUCUGUGCAAGAUAAAAUCUUUCCUGCUUACAACAAAAAUGUGCUUAAGUUGUUGUGUAUUAAUAUUGUCUCUCAAAGUGCAUAUAGAUUUGCAAGACCGAUGGAUGCCCAUUUACUGUUAUUGAAAUAGUAACAAGCUUUCUCGUUAUUUUUUAAAGUGCUAAUUUUCAUGAAAUUGUUUCUAUUUUGAGAAGAAUCAAUCUUUUUAAGAUAUCAAAGACAUGUAUCCUACCCAACUUCUUGCCACAAAUAAGUUCACUAAAAGGAAAUAAUAUUCAAAAAUGAAUUGUGAGCUGUCUUCAGUGUUUAAUCCUUUUUUAUUCUCCUCUAACACUGAAAUGAAAAGUAAGCAGUGAUGGUAUGCAAAUCCUCCUUUAUGUCCCUUUCCAAUUAUUUCAAUGCUGAUGUUUUUCUGCAAGAGCUAUUUUUAAGCUACUUUUUUCAGCUCCUUCAUCAAGUCCCCUGAUGUGUGAAUUACUGACUUUAGAUCUUAAGACCUAAAAACACAGAGAGGUGUGAGGAAUUUUUGCAUCCUGUCAAGUUGUACUAAAAUAUUUUGUAAUUACAGUCACAAAGGAAGUCUUAAAGCACUUCCUUUUGGACCUAAUUUUAAACCAUUGAAGAAACUGUUUUAUCUUUCCCAUGAGUAAAGCAUUGUUAUUUCUGUGCCAUCUAGUCUAAUGUCUUGUAGGCUUUCAUAAAACCCUCUAGUGGGCCUGCAGUAUCUUGUUGUUUCCAGUUCAUAUGCCUGUAAUUCUACACUCUGGCUCGUCAAAUUUGAUAAGUAAGUUGAUAGGAAAAUAUUGAAUAAAUCUGACUAAUGGAUUCGUAGUGUUUCCUGAGCUCCACCUAAUCCUGUUCUGUGAUGAAAAUAUUAUUCGAUCUCCUGCAUUCAAGUGUGAAAUUGAGCAGAUGAGUUUGUAUGAUGAAAACAAGAACCGUUUGACAACUGAAGCCAGAUUAAAUUGCUGAUUCCGUGCUAUGUUAUUUCUUGUUGAUCCAACUUCUGGGAAACCGAAUUUCAGCAUAAACUUCUACACAUUCUUAGCUUUUUAUGAAAUUAUCAACCUGGAAGCAUUCUGGAUAUUCCAUCAUUGAGUACAUUCUAGUCUGGGAUAGCCAGUUUUUAAGUUCUCGGGGGAAUCAAGGGGUUGGGGCAUGGUGUAGAAGGAGGAGCUAAAGCCCAAGAACAGUCAUGACCAUGGCUCGCCAGGCCUUAUGAUGGUCUCCUAUUUCUAGUGAUCUUAAUACACCAACCUUGCUUACUGUAUGAGUUCCAAUCAAAUAUUCCACAGCUUUCCUUUAAAUGCCUUGUAAAUCUAAAGUCUCUUCAUGUGGCCAAAAGCUUAAUUUUUUUUUUUUCCCUAUGGAAUCUGAUCUUUGCCACCUAAUGGAUUAAUCAGGGCACAAAAAACAGCAGAUACCAAUUCACCAUAAAAAAAUCAGCUAAUCUGUUAAUCCCCACACUGAAUGUAUAGUUUGCUCAAGCUGUCACAAUACUACAAGCAAAACACCAUUAUACUCUUUCCCAUAAUUAUGUUCAGUGCUCCCAAGCUAAGGUUAUUUCUUUCAGUCCAGAACACACCAUAGUUUCUUUCCCUUUCAUGCAUUUCUCUCACACGAGUUGGUCAACAGUGAUCCACUGUGUCGAUAGGAGGAAGAAUCGAAUGAACGUGUUGGUACCUUCCUGCGUGAGGACAUUGCAGCCUUCAGGACUCAAUAUCGAGUUCAAUAAUUCUAGGGCUGAACUCCUCCUUCCCGUAA